ACUCUUAACUCAGUUCUGUGUUGCCUACCGUCGGUCGUGCAUGCCUUCGGACGGCCGACUGAGGCGCGCGCUCUGCCCGAAAACUUAUAAAGUAAAUAUCGGCCAGUUACUUUUUAAAAAAUCAAAAACAUCGUGGCCAGUUUUGUUUUAAAAAAGUUUAUUUGGUUUUUAAUUUUGUCGUUCCAUUUUCGAAAGUAUUUUAGUUUAUAUUAAAAAUGUAUUAGAAUUUUGGUGAUAUCGCGAAAUAAAUGUGACAUUUUUGUUACUUUCUUGUGGCGAAGACUGGAGAAUGUUUUUGUUGUGAAUACAAAAUUACUGAGUUGUUCAAAGUGUGUGUUUUAAUUGUUAACAGUUAAUGAAGGAAUAGUUGAACCAGUGCCAAUCGUGCGUGGAACAUGACGCAAAACCCAUACAACGAGACAUGAUAAACAAAACUAUGAAAUAACCAUGAUGUCCAAACAACUGCAGACCAUCGCUAUGAUCAUUCUCUGCAACUUCUGCUUGAGCUCCAAGCAUGACUACCAACCAAACAUAAGGAGCAAGCGUUCUAUCGACAACACGACCAUCGAAGAUUACAACACAACAGAGCAAGACAACAUAACUGCUAUCGAACUUAGCAGGUUUGAAUACGAGAAUGUCACAGAAGAAUGUGUUGGUGACAAGGAUUUCUGUAAUAUGACUAAAGAAGAAUAUAUGGCAAUGCUUAAUGACUACAUCUUUCCUCAACCUUAUGAAUGGGUGUUGAUAGCAACGCAUGCUAUAGUUUUCGUUAUCGGAUUGAUAGGGAAUGCCUUGGUCUGCAUCGCUGUCUACAGAAACCAUUCUAUGAGGACUGUGACGAACUACUUCAUAGUGAAUUUGGCCGUGGCGGAUUUUAUGGUGAUACUUAUUUGCCUACCCCCUACGGUGCUGUGGGAUGUUACUGAGACCUGGUUCUUCGGCACUGCCAUGUGUAGGAUCGUGCUUUAUUUUCAGUCUGUGUCCGUGACGGUGUCCGUGCUGACGCUGACGUUCAUCUCGGUGGACCGCUGGUACGCGAUCUGCUUCCCGCUCAAGUUCAAGUCGACCACCAGCCGCGCCAAGACCGCCAUACUCAUCAUAUGGCUGCUGUCUUUGUUGUUCAACGUACCUGAGUUCGUGGUCCUUCAAGUGCAGAGGAAGAUGCAGCUGCGUUUCAACGCGCAGUACUUCAUGCAAUGCGCCUCCACGUGGUCGGAUGAGAGCGAGCUCAAGUGGAACAUCAUCAAGGCGCUGUUUUUGUACACGUUUCCCCUACUUCUAAUGAUGAUCGCGUACUGCCAAAUCGUGAGGGUCCUGUGGAGAUCAGACAACAUCCCUGGACACACGGAGUCUCACAAGUUAUGCAACCCACCGACUGGACCUAACAAUUGGCUGGCCGCCAACCGCCGUGCCACUCCAUCUAUACACACGAACGCAUCCACUGAAGGGCAGCUCCGGUCCAGAAGGAAAGCAGCCAAGAUGCUGGUGGCAGUGGUGGCCAUGUUCGCCGUCUGCUACUUCCCUGUGCAUCUUCUGUCUGUGCUUAGAGUGGCCUACGAUGUCCGACAAAGUGACGUGAUGACUUGCAUAGCCCUUAUAUCCCACGUCAUGUGCUAUGCCAACUCCGCUGUUAAUCCACUCAUUUACAACUUCAUGAGCGGCAAAUUCCGCCGAGAAUUCCACAGGUCGUACUUCAAAUGCUUCUGUUGCUGCCACACACCAGCCCCUGACCAGAACGGGACUUCGUUCGCCCCCAUCGGCAGUUCCAGAGCGGGAACAACCAGGACCAUAGUCCGCAGAAACGACUCCUGCGUCAGCUACAGGCUCACCCACCUCUCGCCUUCAAACCACAACAUACAUCGGGACUACAUGAGGAACACCAACACCUCUUUCAUCGAUCAAAUGAAUGGAAACCGACGGCCGAAGAUUCGAGACGAUUCCAUCAGCGAAUCAGGUACCAGGUUCAGGGUGAUAAUGCAGAUAUUGGGGAGCGGCAUAGCGAUUGCUACGACUACAGGCAGAAUGAGGCUAAAGAGCUCUAUAAUGGCGAUGAGACGAAAGGUUUUAAGUUCAAAUUCAAUAGAAGUUUGAAUAUUUGUCAGAUUAAGAAUAAAAGGAAGGUUAAUAUGGCGUAUUAGUGUAUAAAGUUUAAGAUUCUAUGUAAAUACUUUACCGAGUUACGUCAACUCGUUAUUCAUAUAAGUUUCAACUUUUUUUGUAUAGAGUUAAGACUAAAUUUAGAAUAAAUGUCUAUGUGUG
Molecule: messenger RNA, 2259 nt
Organism: Manduca sexta (tobacco hornworm)
Lineage: Eukaryota; Metazoa; Arthropoda; Insecta; Lepidoptera; Sphingidae
Gene: NGR-A5
Product: orexin receptor type 1
Exons: 9
Coding region: 448-2091 (547 amino acids)
Biological process (GO): feeding behavior; G protein-coupled receptor signaling pathway
Cellular component (GO): membrane
Molecular function (GO): orexin receptor activity
Source: RefSeq, a predicted model, not a curated record